Messenger RNA from Porites lobata, 1200 nucleotides. The record is from the annotation of a GenBank genome assembly. Lineage: Eukaryota; Metazoa; Cnidaria; Anthozoa; Scleractinia; Poritidae.
AUGCUACGCCAAGCAGGGUAUGCAGUGGUGGAAAAGUGGGAAAGUGAUUUCAAAAAAGAAAAGAAAACCAACCCAGAGUUACAAGCCUUUCUCCAAGAGUUGGAAAUGGUGUCUCCCCUCAAUCCACGUGAUGCCUUCUAUGGAGGAAGGACGGGUGCUGUGGCGUUACAUUGUAAAGUAGAAGACCCCGAUCUCAUUAAAUAUGCAGAUGUGACGUCACUGUACCCAUGGGUCAACAAGUACAUGGAGUACCCUGUCAGAUUCCCUCUCACCUAUACGAAUCCAAGGGAUCAAGACAUCAACCAUUAUUUUGGUGUCGCCAAAGUCGACAUCUUGGCGCCCGAGUGUUUGUUACACCCUGUUCUCCCCUUCAGAGCUGGUGGCAAGCUGACGUUCCCUCUCUGUGCUGCUUGUGUCAAAGAAGAGCAAGACAAACCAUGGUUAGAACGCACCAAUAUCUGUUCUCACAGUGAUCAAGAGAGAACACUAAGAGGAACCUGGGCCACCAUUGAACUUCAGAAAGCUGUCGAGUUAGGGUAUCGCCUUCUCAAAAUUCAUGAAGUGUUUCAUUUCCGCGAAAAGGAUCGAAAGGUGGGGCUCUUUGCGGAUUAUGUCAACACUUGGCUUAAAAUUAAGGAAGAAUCGGCGGGAUGGCCUGACGAGUUUACCACCCGAGAAGAGAAGGAAGCUUACAUUCAAGCCUACCAAGACAAGGGGGGGAUUAAGUUGGAACAUGUCGCUAAAAAUCCGGGCAGGAAACAAGAGGCGAAAAUGAUGCUGAACAGGUAAUGAAUGGUUAAAAAUACUGCACAUAACCACAUUAAAGAGCAGACAAAGUCUGCACAUAACAAACACCCUUUGGAAGAAAACAAUAGGCCACCGUGGGAAGUAAAAUUAGAAGAAAAUGUAUGGACAUGUUGCAGACAAAGUCUGCCUAUUAACAACCUAAAAUGCAGACAAAGUCUGCAAGCUAAGAGCCCCCAUUGAUUUGUUUUGUUGUUUUUCUCUUUGUCUCUCCCUUUUUCUAGCUUCUGGGGCAAAUUUGGUGAACGAAGCAGCAAGCCACAGACUCAUGUCAUCAGAAGUGCCCAUGCCCUCUAUGCUCUGCUGAAUGACCCCUCCUUCCAUAUCAGUAACAUCCGAAUCUGCUCAGAGGAUGUGUUAGAGGUCGUCACCACAAGGGCAGAAGAAGAAGUAUAA